GAGUCGCGGUUUAAAAGCAGCCUAGGGGCAGCCAGGAGCCUACACUGCGGAGGAGCACGCCGGGAUCCUAGGCUGCGCCCAGCCUAGGCUGUUGCUCCCCAGGCUGCUCCUAGCGCCUCGCAGCCCUAAAGCGAGCGGCAGCCUCUAGUCGCCGGGACAAAGAUGCCCCUGCGCGCGGCUGUAGUCCUCCUGUUGGUGAUCCUAAAGGAGCAGCCUUCCAGCUCGGCCCCGCUCAACGGAUCCAAGUGGACCUAUGUUGGUCCUGCUGGGGAAAAGAACUGGUCCAAGAAGUACCCAUCAUGUGGGGGCCUCCUCCAGUCCCCGAUAGACCUACACAGCGACAUCCUCCAGUACGAUGCCAGCCUCACACCCCUACAGUUCCAAGGUUACAAUGUAUCUGCUGAAAAGCUGUUGAACCUGACCAAUGAUGGCCAUUCAGUGAGACUGAACCUGAACUCGGACAUGUACAUCCAGGGCCUCCAGCCUCACCAAUACAGGGCGGAGCAGCUGCACUUGCACUGGGGGAACCGCAAUGACCCCCACGGCUCUGAACACACCGUGAGUGGGAAGCACUUUGCCGCCGAGUUGCACAUCGUCCAUUAUAACUCAGACCUGUACCCCAACUUCAGCGCCGCCAGUGACAAGUCAGAAGGUCUCGCUGUCCUUGCUGUUCUCAUUGAGAUAGGCUCCAGCAAUCCAUCAUAUGACAAGAUCUUCAGUCAUCUUCAACAUGUUAAGUACAAAGGCCAACAAGCACUCAUCCCAGGCUUCAACAUUGAAGAACUUCUGCCCGAGAGCCCCGGCGAGUACUACCGCUAUGAAGGGUCCCUGACUACACCUCCUUGCUACCCUACCGUGCUCUGGACAGUUUUCCGAAACCCUGUGCAGAUCUCCCAGGAUCAGUUGCUGGCUUUGGAGACAGCUCUGUAUUUCACACACAUGGACGAUCCUUCCCCCCGAGAAAUGGUCAACAACUUCCGGCAGGUCCAGAAGUUUGAUGAGAGGCUGGUGUAUAUCUCCUUCCGACAAGUAGGACUCCUUACCGACACAGGACUGAGCCUGGGUAUCAUCCUUUCCGUGGUCCUGGCUGGUAUUCUUGGCAUCUCCAUUGUUCUGGCAGUGUCUAUUUGGCUCUUCAGAAGGAAGAAGAGCAGAAAAGGUGACAACAAGGGAGUCAUUUAUAAGCCAGCCAUCAAGAAGGAGACUGAGGCCCACGCCUGAGGUCCCUGGCACUCUCAGACAUCCAAGGAAGGACCUUGCUUUGGACACUACAUACUUUGGCUCCCUGGACACUUGAAAUACCUCAGGUGUUCUCUCGAGCCCAACUGUAACCCCUUCCCCAGACUCUUGUGAGGCUUCCAGCUGGUCCUCCCCUGUUCUGCUGUCACAACCACCCCAGGGUGACCAGUGAGUGGGAUGAACUGAACUAGGGGGCAGGAGCUUUCCGUGGAUUUCUCUAGCUGCGUGAGAUGACUGGAGAUUUAGGAUUCUGGGUCACAAACCGAACCUGCUGGUGGACUAUUAGGGCUUGGAAACCACUUCCAUCCUAGGUUCAUCUUGAUACGCCCCCAGUGCCAUGGACAUUCCAGUUAUUCUCUGACCUUCCAGGCCAGAGCAUCUGUCCUUUGCUCGGGUGACGCUUUUGAAACUCAGCUUCCUUCCUCAGUGAGGAGCUGUCUUCCUUGGAUUUCCUUCUGCCCUGACAGACCCUCCAGCCUGACCUCAUGCCUACGGGGAAGAGUUGCAACAGGAAGCAUCAGAUGAUCAGAAAAAAAGAAAAACUAUACUAUACUAGGGCAUUUCCACAGUCCUGUCUUUUGGGCUAGAGACACUGACCAAACCUUACAGCCAUGCGGGCUCAAGUUCUGUCUUAGUGGGGAUAAAAGGGAGACAGGGGAAGGGGAAACGGAGGCAAGGGGAAGGCAGACACUGCCAGGAGUCUUCCUCUGGAGUCAGAACUGGAAUCAAGAGACAGUGGAAGAGAAACUGAGUCUAAGUUACCGCCUACUUAGCCUCAGGAGGGCAGUUGUGUUUCAUCCUCUACUCCAUUGCUUUCUCUCUCCUGGAGUAGAUGGGAUUUAUGAGCGAUCUGCUCUGCUUUGAACCCGCGGGAAACAGACAGAAGCAAGACUACUGUGCAACUUUGUCUCUUUUGCCCAAAUGUCAGUUCAACCUCCUCUGAUAUCCCUUCUGCCAACUCAGGGUCAGGACUGUCUACUCCUCUGGCCGUGGAGAAGUCUAAACGAUGUUCGGUCAAAAUGUAUUUUCAUACUCUCAAAGCAGGAAGCUAGCUGCACAGAGCCAAACCAGGUCCUGGUAUUUACGUACCAAAACCAAUGGAAUGUUCCCAAGAUUCUCCCUGUCCUUCCCUCUCAGUCACAGAGUUUCUGAGAAUGCUUCAUUCCUUCUUCACGUGCCUCCCACAGAGGCGAGAGCUCUGUGGAGAACAGUCAGCUCCACGGCUCUACAGGAGCCUCAGCCACCAGCCCCUGAUUGCUAGGUCCUUGCAGGUCUCUGAUUUUGUCUCAUUUUGACAGCAUGGAAUGUCCUCUUGAAGCACAAGGGGUUUUUUUGUUUGUUUGUUUGUUUGUUUUUGUUUUGAUAUCUCUUCCCUUCUACUCCUUCCUCUGAUUUGAUAAAAAAAAAAAAAAAAAAAAAAAAUCUUUCUCUACCAUUACAACUUUUCAUGGUGGCCAGCCCCGUGUCUUUGUAACAUAAUUCACUGGGCGAGGUUACAGGUGACCCAGUGGGAGCUUGGCUCUGUGUGGUGUGUGUGUGUGUGUGGUGUGUGUGUGUGUGUGUGUGUACACGCAGUGUAUGUGCAUGCACACAAGAUCACUGACAGCCUUGGAGUCUGGGUGCCCUCCUGGCCUUGCCACUGACGUGCCCGAUGGCAUCAUCACAGUAAGGACAAGUAGCCUCAAGGAGCAGCAGCAGCAGCACAGUUCAGGGGGCCAGAACCGUCAGCCGGAAACUAGCAUAAAGCACUCCAGGACAGCAAGACUGUCUCAAAGAACUAUGCACCGACCAGUUAUGUGAGAGCACAGCGAGACUGCCGUCCCUGGCACGAGGCCUGGUCCCAACGGGAGAUGUGGUGGGAGGUGAAAACAGCGGCCUUUCUCCUUCCCUCUUCCCAUUCAGCAUGGCCCAGACAUUCAGUCCUCGUUCAGUCCUCAUGGCUGAGAUGAAACAGAGCCAGGGAGGCAGACAGAGUGCUCCGAGAAUCAGCGCUGUCAACCUUUAACUCUUGAAGAUGCAGCUUUCUUCGUAUUCCCAGUCAUUCUGGCCACCACUGAGGGAAGCCAGUGCUGUGGGGUGCGAAGCACAGCUUGCCUUACAUGCCUUAACUCGGCUGUGUGAGGUGUAAGGUGGGUGCCUAGGAGAGCCUGGGUGGGCACAGGGCUGGGCACGUGGCAGGUGAAGAAGACCAACACCGGGCACGGGCGGGUGGGGCAUGCACCUGGGACCUGGGGGAGGCACUGGUUUCUGCAGUUUUCCUCUGCCUCUAACUGGAGAACUUGAGUCUCGCUGUGGUUUUUUAGUAUCUGUCAUUAUAGUAAAACAUGUAUCCAUGGCUUUAAUGGUAUUCUAGAAUUUGCUGCACUGACUGUCUUAAUCAUAUUUCUAUUCCUUGUCCUCUCAGUACUCUUCGAAGGCCUCCUGAUUGGCCCUGAGAAAGUACCAGGGGUGACAGUACCUUGGGUCCCCCCUGUGCCUCUCAUCCAUAGGCCACUGUGAUGAUGGCCUGUUUAGCACUUCUAUAUUUAUUGUACCAAUGAUUGUAAUGAAGACAUACACUGAAAAUAUAAGAAAUUAUAAUAAAAAUGUUUUUCACAUCA
Molecule: messenger RNA, 3839 nt
Organism: Peromyscus leucopus (white-footed mouse)
Lineage: Eukaryota; Metazoa; Chordata; Mammalia; Rodentia; Cricetidae
Gene: Ca12
Product: carbonic anhydrase 12
Exons: 11
Coding region: 163-1221 (352 amino acids)
Cellular component (GO): plasma membrane
Molecular function (GO): zinc ion binding; carbonate dehydratase activity
Source: RefSeq, a predicted model, not a curated record